This is a messenger RNA of Nanorana parkeri, 6693 nucleotides long. It is a transcript of the gene SCN8A, whose product is annotated as sodium voltage-gated channel alpha subunit 8. Gene Ontology annotation, molecular function: voltage-gated sodium channel activity. Gene Ontology annotation, biological process: neuronal action potential; sodium ion transmembrane transport; membrane depolarization during action potential. The transcript has 27 exons. Gene Ontology annotation, cellular component: plasma membrane; axon; voltage-gated sodium channel complex. The record is from RefSeq and is a predicted model, not a curated record. Lineage: Eukaryota; Metazoa; Chordata; Amphibia; Anura; Dicroglossidae. The coding region runs from base 164 to 6115 and encodes 1983 amino acids.
CGCGCUGCGGAGGCUCCAAGAUGGCGACGGCCGCAGUUCCUCCUGCUGCAGCCUCCCCACCUCUGCAGUCCGGCGGCGCCUGCAGGGACUCCCGCUAGAGCCAGGCAAAGUUUGACUGUCGUGGAUACUAUUUAAAUAGAAGAAGUUGCUGCAGGAUGAAAAGAUGGCAGCUCCGCUUAUGGCACCACCUGGCCCUGACAGCUUCAAGGCAUUUACUCGUGAAUCGCUGGCUGCCAUUGAAAAACGUAUAGCCGAAGAGAAGAAAAAAAAGCCAGCAAAGGCAGACAGUAGCCACAGAGACGAUGAUGAUGAAAAUGGAGCAGCACCAAACACUGACCUGGAAGCAGGCAAAAAUUUGCCAUUUAUCUAUGGCGAUUUUCCUGGGAAACUUAUUGCUCAGCCAAUCGAAGACUUAGACCCUUUUUAUUUAAACAAGAAAACCUUUAUAGUAUUAAACAAAGGAAAAACAAUCUUCAGAUUUAGUGCCACACCUGCCAUGUAUAUUUUAAGUCCUUUUAACCCAUUUAGGAAAAUAGCUAUUAAAAUUUUGAUACAUUCAGUAUUUAGCAUGAUCAUUAUGCUCACUAUUUUGACCAACUGCGUAUUCAUGACAUUUAGUAAUCCCCCAGAAUGGUCUAAGCAAGUGGAGUACACCUUCACCGGAAUUUAUACAUUUGAAUCACUUGUAAAAAUGAUUGCAAGAGGUUUUUGUAUAGAUAGUUUUACAUUUUUGCGGGAUCCAUGGAAUUGGUUAGAUUUCAGCGUUAUUAUGAUGGCAUAUGUGACAGAGUUUGUGGACCUUGGGAAUGUCUCAGCGCUGAGAACAUUCAGAGUUCUCCGAGCUUUGAAAACUAUCUCUGUCAUUCCAGGUUUGAAGACCAUUGUGGGUGCCCUUAUUCAGUCUGUGAAGAAACUGUCAGAUGUAAUGAUUUUGACAGUGUUUUGCCUCAGUGUCUUCGCUUUAAUCGGUCUACAGCUUUUCAUGGGUCAUUUAAGACGGAAAUGUGUUGUUUGGCCAAUCAACCUGGAUGAGCAGUAUUUGGCCAAUGGCAGCAAAGGUUUUGACUUUGAUGAAUACACGAACAAUGAUACAAACUUUUACAAACCGCAUGGAGCCAUAGAUCCAUUACUUUGUGGUAAUAGCACAGAUGCUGGGCAAUGUCCAGAGGGAUACACUUGCAUGAAAGCAGGCAGGAACCCCAACUAUGGCUAUACAAACUUUGAUACCUUUAGCUGGGCCUUUCUAGCCUUAUUUCGCCUUAUGACUCAGGAUUUUUGGGAAAACCUGUACCAGCUAAGUCUGCGUGCUUCUGGGAAAACCUACAUGAUCUUCUUUGUUUUGGUCAUCUUUGUUGGCUCAUUUUACCUGGUGAAUUUGAUCCUGGCUGUGGUGGCCAUGGCUUAUGACGAACAAAAUCAGGCAACUUUGGAGGAGGCGGAACAGAAGGAAAAUGAAUUCAAAGCAAUGUUGGAACAACUGAAGAAAAUUCAGGAAGAACAGGCAGCAGCAAUGGCCACCUCAGCUGGUACUGUUACUGAAGAUGCUGUGGAGGAUGACGAAGCAGAUGCAAGGAUGUCUCAGACUUCUUCAGAGUUUUCCAAGCCAAGUUCUAAAAGUGCUAAGGAAAGAAGGAAUCGUAGAAAGAAGAGAAAACAAAAAGAAUUGUCUGAAGGGGAGGAGAAAUGCGAUAAUGAGAAGGUUUACAAAUCAGAAUCAGAAGAUGGCAUGAGAAGAAAAGGUAUUUGGUAUCCUGACAAUAGGCUGGGAAGAAAAUUUUCAAUAAUGGAUCAGUCUUUGCUAAGCAUCCCAGGCUCUCCCUACCUGUCCAGACACAACAGCAAAAGCAGCAUCUUUAGUUUUCGGAGAAGUUUCAGAGAGCCUGAGACUGAAAAUGAGUUUGCAGAUGAUGAACAUAGCACGGUGGAGGAAAGUGAAGGCCGAAGAGACUCUUUAUUUUUACCAGUCAGAGGUCACAACCGGCGUAACAGUUACAACAGUGGAUACAGUCAGGGCAGUCGGUCCUCCCGCAUCUUUCCAAACCUGCGAAGGAAUGUGAAACGCAGCAGUGCAGUGGACUGCAAUGGCGUGGUGUCAUUAAUUGGUGGUCCUGGCGCCAAUAUUGGUGGACGUCUUCUGCCUGAGGUGAAAAUAGAUAAGGCAGCUACUGAUGACAGCCCUUCAACAGAGGUAGAAAUAAAAAAAAAGCCUCCAGGGUCUUCUCUUCGGGUGUCAAUUGACCAGCUGAAUGCAUCAUUUGGAAAGAAGAACAGAGCUAACAGUGUUAUUAGUGUCGUGACACAGACUCUUGUGGAAGAACUGGAAGAAUCUCAGCGGAAGUGUCCACCUUGUUGGUACAAGUUUGCAGACACUUAUUUGAUAUGGACAUGUUGCCCUCUGUGGAUACGGAUCAAGACAGCAGUAAACUCGUUUGUAAUGGAUCCUUUUGUGGACUUGGCCAUAACCAUCUGUAUUGUCCUUAAUACUUUAUUCAUGGCAAUGGAACACUAUCCAAUGACAGAGCAUUUUGAAGGUGUUUUAUAUGUAGGAAACUUGGUGUUUACUGCAAUUUUUACAGCUGAAAUGUUUUUGAAGUUGGUUGCAAUGGAUCCAUAUUAUUACUUUCAAGAGGGCUGGAACAUUUUUGACAGCUUUAUAGUGAGUCUUAGUUUAAUUGAGAUGGGCCUUCAGGGUGUGGAAGGCCUUUCGGUGCUACGUUCUUUUCGACUGCUGAGAGUCUUCAAGCUGGCCAAGUCCUGGCCUACUUUAAAUAUGCUUAUUAAAAUCAUUGGAAACUCUGUUGGUGCCCUCGGUAACCUGACCGUUGUCUUGGCCAUUAUUGUCUUCAUUUUUGCUGUGGUGGGAAUGCAGUUAUUUGGCAAAAGUUACAAGGAUUGUGUCUGCAAAAUACACCCAGAUUGUAUACUACCAAGAUGGCACAUGAAUGAUUUUUUCCACUCGUUCCUUAUUGUCUUCCGUGUUUUAUGUGGAGAAUGGAUUGAAACCAUGUGGGACUGCAUGGAGGUCGCCGGACAAGCAAUGUGUCUAGUUGUCUUCAUGAUGGUCAUGGUUAUUGGUAACUUAGUGGUGUUGAACCUGUUCCUUGCUCUGUUACUGAGCUCAUUCAGCGCUGACAAUCUAGCAGCCACUGAUGAUGAUGGAGAAAUGAACAACCUCCAAAUAGCUGUCAUUCGGAUUAAAAAAGGCAUUGCCUGGAUUAAACUACAUGUCCACAACUUCAUACAAACACACUUUAAGAAGAAGGCUGGUGAUGAGAAACCUUUAGAUGACAUGUAUGAGAAGAAGAAUUGCUUGGUAAAUCACGCCGGAGUUGAUAUCACUCGAGAGAUGGAGUAUCAGAAGAAUGGAAAUGGCACUACCAGUGGUAUUGGUAGCAGUGUGGAAAAGUAUUUGAUAGAUGAAGAUCAUAUGUCAUUCAUCAACAACCCAAACCUCACCGUCAAAGUGCCCAUCGCAGUAGGAGAGUCAGAUUUUGAGAAUCUUAACACAGAGGAUAUUAGCAGUGCAUCAGAUGACGAAAGCAAAGAUAAACUGUAUGACACAAGUUCUUCAGAAGGAAGUACCAUUGAUAUAAAACCAGAAGUAGAGGAAGUUCCAGUGGAACAGCCAGAAGAAUACCUGGAUCCAGAUAACUGCUUUACAGAUGGUUGUGUGGCACGUUUCAAGUGUUGUCAAGUCAGUGUAGAAGAGGGCUUUAACAAGUCAUGGUGGACUCUGCGAAAAACCUGUUUUCUGAUAGUGGAGCAUAACUGGUUUGAAACCUUUAUCAUCUUCAUGAUUUUGUUGAGCUCUGGUGCUCUGGCUUUUGAAGAUAUCUACAUAGAACAACGCAAAACCAUUAGAACAAUUCUCGAGUAUGCGGACAAAGUUUUUACUUAUAUUUUCAUCUUGGAGAUGUUAUUGAAGUGGUUGGCUUACGGAUUUGUCAAGUUCUUCACAAAUGCCUGGUGCUGGCUGGACUUCCUCAUUGUUGCUGUCUCUGUAGUAAGCCUUAUAGCUAAUGCCCUGGGCUACUCGGAACUAGGUGCCAUUAAGUCCCUUAGGACCUUAAGAGCUUUGAGACCCCUAAGAGCCUUGUCACGAUUUGAAGGGAUGAGGGUUGUAGUCAACGCUUUGGUUGGAGCUAUCCCCUCAAUUAUGAAUGUAUUGCUGGUCUGCCUUAUAUUUUGGCUGAUUUUCAGCAUCAUGGGUGUCAACUUGUUUGCUGGCAAAUACUACUACUGUUACAAUGAGACAGCAGAAGACAGAUUUCUCAUAGAGGAUGUAAACAAUCGAACAGAAUGUGAAAAUCUCAUAAAUAUGAACUAUUCUGAAGUCAGAUGGAAAAAUGUAAAGAUUAACUUUGACAACGUUGGGGCUGGAUACCUUGCAUUGCUUCAAAUAGCUACGUUUAAAGGAUGGAUGGAUAUUAUGUAUGCAGCAGUAGACUCUAGGAGGGUCACAGAACAGCCAAAAUAUGAGGACAACAUCUAUAUGUAUAUCUACUUUGUCAUUUUCAUCAUCUUUGGGUCCUUUUUCACCCUUAAUUUAUUUAUUGGUGUCAUCAUUGAUAACUUUAACCAACAGAAGAAAAAGUUUGGAGGUCAGGAUAUCUUUAUGACAGAAGAGCAGAAAAAAUACUACAAUGCUAUGAAGAAACUGGGCUCAAAGAAACCUCAGAAACCCAUCCCUAGGCCAUUGAAUAUGUGCCAAGGUGCCAUCUUUGAUUUGAUCACCCAGCAAGCAUUUGAUAUAAUCAUCAUGAUUCUCAUCUGUCUGAACAUGGUCACCAUGAUGGUGGAAACAGAUGAUCAGACUGAUUAUGCUGAGAACGUCCUGUAUUGGGUUAACGUGGUUUUUAUUGCCUUUUUUACCACGGAGUGUGUGUUAAAGCUGUUUGCACUAAGACAUUACUACUUUACCAUCGGAUGGAAUAUUUUUGACUUUGUUGUAGUAAUUCUUUCAAUUGUUGGUAUGUUCCUGGCUGAUUUGAUUGAAAAGUACUUUGUGUCACCAACACUCUUCAGAGUCAUUCGUUUGGCUCGAAUUGGCCGUAUACUUCGCUUAAUCAAAGGAGCCAAAGGAAUUCGAACCCUGCUUUUUGCCUUAAUGAUGUCAUUGCCGGCCUUGUUUAAUAUCGGCCUGCUACUGUUUCUCGUUAUGUUUAUAUUUUCAAUAUUUGGAAUGUCGAACUUUGCUUACGUGAAGAAAGAAGCAGGAAUAGAUGACAUGUUCAACUUUGAGACUUUUGGCAAUAGCAUGAUUUGUUUAUUUCAAAUCACUACCUCUGCUGGCUGGGAUGGCUUGUUAUUACCCAUCUUAAACCGCCCCCCAGACUGUGAUCCUAAGAAGGAGAAUCCAGGAAGUCCGAUGCAAGGUGAUUGUGGAAACCCCUCUGUAGGAAUCUUUUUCUUUGUCAGCUAUAUCAUCAUCUCCUUUCUCAUUGUAGUAAACAUGUACAUUGCUAUAAUCCUAGAAAAUUUUAGCGUUGCCACAGAAGAGAGUGCAGAUCCUCUAAGUGAGGAUGACUUUGAAACAUUUUAUGAAAUUUGGGAGAAAUUUGAUCCCGAUGCCACCCAAUUUAUCCAGUUCGGUAAACUCUCAGAUUUUGCUGAUGCCUUGGAGCAUCCAUUGAGAGUUCCCAAGCCAAACACAAUUGAACUUAUUGCCAUGGAUUUGCCUAUGGUGAGUGGUGACAGAAUCCAUUGUUUAGAUAUCCUCUUUGCCUUCACCAAACGUGUGCUUGGAGAGAGCGGGGAGCUCGAUAUGUUGCGGCAGCAAAUGGAAGAGCGUUUUGUAGCUUCCAAUCCUUCAAAAGUGUCUUAUGAGCCCAUCACUACUACGCUCAGGCGCAAACAGGAGGAUGUAUCAGCUGUACUUAUACAGCAGGCCUACAGACGCCAUUUAACCAAACAAGGUUUUGUUUGCAGAAAACCUUCGUCAACUAAAAUGGAAAACGGAGGAACAAAUAUGGACAGAAAAGAAGGCACCCCUUCUACAGCAUCGUUGCCAUCAUAUGACAGUGUAACUAAACCCGAAGUGGAAAAACAAGAAAGAAUACAAGAAGCAAUGAGAGAGAGAGCAAAAAGACAAAAAUCUGUCAGGGAAUCCAAGUGAUGAACAAAAUGUUAGUAUUUCUCAUUUGCAAGCAAAGAUUGUUUACAAAUUUAAUAAUUAUAUCAAUGCAGAUCAGCUAUGGAGACACUUUUCUGAAGAUCAAUACCAAACAAUCUGCUUAAUAUGACAUUGUUGCAUUUUAAGGCAGUGACGCACCAUCUGGAUAAAGGACAAACACAAGGAAGUUGUACUGCAUGUCUCCCAUCAACCAAUGCAACUUAGGAGAAGCGAGAAGAGCUGCGAGGAAUAGUCCAAUUCCAGUGCAGCCAGAGGGAGUUUAUUUUCUCAUAUUAUUCUGAAAAAAAAAAUCAGAAAAAGCACCACUUAGGGAUGUGAUUAUUCAUGCAAAACUAUAUUUGCAUUGUUACCUUAGUCAAGCAGCAAAACAAGACAAAAUUUAAAAAAACACAAAAUCUGGGGGGAAACAAAAAAAAAAACAUUAAGCCCAUGCCACGUAUUUGUCACAAUUUAUUUGAUAUAUCUGCAUAAUUUUUCUAUGGGCUUCAUGUGAUUCGGGAGAUGGGAAAAUCGGGUUAUUUUUCUGGCUGAAGGGCAUUUGCUCAGGCCAAUUCCAAAAA